AUGGCUUGUUGUACACAUAUUGCCAUGUGUUCAAUCAGCAGAAACUACACAGAUAGGCUGUCACUACUGGAGUUCAAAAGGACAAUCAGUGAUCCAAAUGAAGCCUUAAUUUCUUGGAAUGACAGCACCAACUUCUGUAGCUGGGAAGGUGUCUUAUGCAGUGUCAAGCACCCACAUCGUGUCAGUUCUCUGAAUCUCACAAACAAAAAUUUGAUUGGGCAAAUAUCUCCAUCACUUGGAAACCUAACAUUCCUAAAAGUCCUAAUAUUGUCGGGGAAUUCAUUUUUUGGGGAGAUCCCUGAAUACCUUGGUCACCUUCAUCACCUCCAAAUUCUCAAACUGAAUGACAACACGCUACAGGGAGGGGUACCCAGCCUUGCAAAUUGUUCAAAACUCAAGGAGCUAUGGCUGAGUAAGAACAAACUUGCUGGACAGAUUCCUGCAGACUUGCCUAAUAGCCUCCAAAAGGUGAUUCUCGCUGCUAAUAAUCUUACUGGAACCAUCCCUGCUUCUUUUGCCAAUAUCACAAUGCUAAAGAAUUUUACUUGCAUGAAUAAUAAUAUCGAGGGAAACAUCCCAAAUGAGUUUGCAAGCCUAAGUGGGCUGCAACAGCUGCAGCUCGGCGACAAUAAGUUGUCAGGUGAUUUCCCACAGAUCGUUCUGAAUCUCUCUAAACUAGUUGUGUUUAGCGUUGCUUCCAACAGCCUAAGCGGAGAUUUACCAGCAAACCUCGGUCUCUCUCUGCCUAACCUGAAAUAUAUGUCUCUAGGCGGCAACUUCUUUCAUGGGCACAUUCCACCAUCAAUAUCAAAUGCUUCCGAGCUGAUCAUUCUUGAUAUGUCAAGGAAUAAGCUCACUGGGGUGAUUCCUAGCUCAAUCGGCAAACUUCAGAAGCUGUAUGCACUAAGUCUCGAGUUCAACAAACUCCAAGCAAGGAACAAGGAAGACUGGAAGUUUAUGGACAGCUUGGCUAAUUCCACUGAGCUACAAGUAUUCACAGUUCUGAGUAAUCAUCUCGAAGGCAAUGUGCCAAAUUCAUUAGCUAACCUUUCCAGCCAACUCCGGUUCCUGUACUUGUCGAAAAACCAACUGUCAGGAGAUUUUCCUUCUGGUGUAGCAAAGUUUCGUCAUCUGGUCAGUAUAGAAUUGGGUAUGAAUCGAUUUACAGGUGUGAUUCCAGAAUGGCUUGGAACCCUGAAAUACUUGCAGAGAUUAACAUUAGGUUACAACAUCUUUACAGGACCCAUUCCAGCAUCGCUUUCUAAUUUGUCCAAUUUAAAUGUACUCCAACUAGCAUCGAACCAGCUGGAUGGGCACAUACCCUCAAGCCUGGGAAACCUCCAAACACUUGAAAAGUUGGAUAUUUCCAACAAUAAUCUUCAUGGCACCAUGCCAAAGGAGCUCUUCAGAAUUCCAACCUUGCUGAAGAUUCUAUUAUAUUCCAACAACCUAGAUGGACCACUUCAUCCUGAUAUUGGCAAUGCCAAACAGCUCACAUAUUUGGAUAUUUCAUCAAACAGUCUGUCUGGAGAAAUCCCUAACACUUUGGGUAACUGUGAAAGUUUGGAAGAUAUCAAGAUGGACGAUAAUGCUUUCAGUGGAAGCAUACCCACUUCAUUAGGCAAUAUAAAUAAUCUACAAAUUCUCAACUUGUCUCACAACCACCUGGUUGGAUCAAUACCAGUGUCUUUUGGAAGCCUAAAAUUUCUUCAGCAACUAGAUUUGUCAUUCAACCAACUAGAGGGUGAGGUCCCAACAGCUGGAAUAUUCAGCAAUUUAACUUCACUGUGGAUUGAUGGAAACAUAGGCCUCUGUGGAGGGGAACUGGCCAUGCACCUACGCCCGUGUCCUGCAAUGCAAUUGAAUUCAGCAAAGCACAAGCAUUUUAUUGUUCUGAAAGUCUUGAUCCCAUUAACCAGCAUUGCAUCACUUGUGAUAGUCAUAUCUGUAAUGUUGUUCUGGAGAGGAAAACGAAAGAAAGAAAAUGUACCUUUGCCCUCAUUUGAUAGAAAGUUCCCCAAAGUUUCUUACAAUGAUCUUGCAAGAUCAACAGAGGGGUUCUCCACAUCCAAAUUAAUUGGCAAAGGAAGAUAUUCUUCUGUAUACCAAGGAAGUUUGUUUGAAGACAGAAUCGUUGUUGCUGUCAAAGUUUUCAGCCUAGAGAUAAAAGGAGCACAAAAGAGCUUCAUUGCAGAAUGUAAUGCUUUAAGAAAUGUACGGCAUCGCAAUCUAGUCCCUAUCCUAACUGCAUGCUCGAGUAUUGAUUCAAAGGGAAAUGAUUUCAAAGCUUUAGUUUAUAAGUUCAUGCCACAAGGUGAUUUGCAUACUUUGUUGCACUCGGUUCCUGGUGAUGGGAGCACUUCAACUCUGAGCCACAUUACAUUGGCUCAAAGGUUAAGCAUUGUAGUGGAUAUCGCAGAUGCAAUGGAAUACCUCCAUCAUAACAACCAAGGAACUAUUGUUCAUUGUGAUCUGAAGCCUAGCAACAUUCUUUUGGAUGACAAUAUGAUAGCACAUGUUGGAGACUUUGGUCUUGCAAUGUUUAAAGUUGAUUCUGCAGUGUCAUCUUUUGGUGAUUCACUUUCGGCUUCUUCAAUGGUUAUAAAGGGAACAAUUGGCUACGUUGCUCCAGAAUGUGCAGGAGGUGGUCAGGUUUCAACUUCCUCGGAUGUCUACAGCUUCGGAGUGGUUCUCCUAGAGAUAUUCAUCCGGAGGCGGCCAACAGACGACAUGUUCAAGGAUGGGAUGAGCAUUGUAAAGUUUGCAGAGAUCAACGUCCCUGACAACGUGUUGCAGAUUGUUGUCCCACAGCUGCUGCAAGGACUGCACCUCAGCAUGGAGACGCCAAUGGCCAUCAGGGACAGGGACAGUGAAGCUCAGAUCUUGCGGUCUGUAAUCAACAUUGGACUCUCCUGCACCAAGACGUCCCCCAACGAGCGCAUCAGCAUGCAGGAAGUGGCUGCCAAGCUGCAUGGGAUCAGGGAUGCAUAUCUUAGCCGAAACUUAUGGAUGAGCUAA
Messenger RNA from Miscanthus lutarioriparius, 3018 nucleotides. The record is from the annotation of a GenBank genome assembly. NCBI's taxonomy places the organism in Eukaryota, Viridiplantae, Streptophyta, Magnoliopsida, Poales, Poaceae.